Molecule: messenger RNA, 1521 nt
Organism: Alternaria incomplexa
Lineage: Eukaryota; Fungi; Ascomycota; Dothideomycetes; Pleosporales; Pleosporaceae
Exons: 5
Coding region: 1-1521 (506 amino acids)
Biological process (GO): L-arabinose metabolic process; polysaccharide catabolic process
Molecular function (GO): alpha-L-arabinofuranosidase activity
Source: RefSeq, a predicted model, not a curated record
AUGGCAAGCUUCACCAAGAUUGAGGAGAGCGAAACGCCUUCCAUCACUAUACAUCCUUCUCACAAGAUCGCUAAGAUCAACGACAAUAUCUAUGGAGGAUUCACUGAGCACAUGGGCCGCUGCAUCUACGGCGGCAUUUACGAUCCCGGCAACCCUCUCUCCGAUGAGAGAGGCUUCCGCAAGGACGUCAUUGAAGCUUUCAAGGAACUCAAUGUGCCUGUAGUGCGGUAUCCGGGCGGAAACUUUGUAGCCACAUACCAUUGGCUUGAUGGUGUUGGACCCAAAGAGAACAGACCAAAGAGGCCUGAGCUGGCAUGGAUUGGCAUCGAGCCAAACACAUUUGGUACGGAUGAGUUUAUGCAAUGGUGUGAAGAAGUCGGCACAGAGCCAUAUCUCUGCCUCAACUUCGGAACUGGCACUCUGGACGAAGCUCUCGGAUGGCUUGAGUACUGCAACUCAGAUCGCGACACCUACUACGCCAACCUUCGUCGCAAGAACGGCCGCGAGAAGCCUUACAAUGUCAAGUACUGGGCCCUCGGCAACGAAUGUUGGGGUCCAUGGCAGGUCGAGCAGAUGACCAAAGAAGACUAUGCCAAGAAGGCUUAUCAAUGGGCCAAAGCCCUCAAACUUCUCGACCCAACUAUCACUACCAUCCUUUGCGGUGAGACUGGUUACUCAUCCUGGGACUACUAUGUCCUCAACCAGUGCGUCAAGUGGGAUGUCCAUGGUCUCAGUGGCGAUACCACCAAGUCGCUCAUCGACAUGCACUCUAUCCACAUCUACACCGCCGACAAGGAGCAUCUGCCCAAUGCUACCGCACCUCGGGCGGCUGAGCGAGCAGUGCAGAUGACUGCGAGCUUGAUCGAUCUUGCACGCAUCGAGAACAAGGUUCCCGAGACAGUGCCUAGGCAGACCAUCUGCUUUGACGAAUGGAACGUUUGGGAUCCCGUUCGUGCACCCGGUGAGCUCGGAGCUGAGGAGAAGUACACACUUUCCGAUGCUCUUGCCGUUUCCAUCUUCCUGAACGGCUUCAUCCGCCAAGCCAAGGAUAUGGGCAUGGCGACUGUCGCACAGAGCGUCAACGUCAUCUCACCCUUGAUGACCACAAAGGAGGGUCUGGUCAAACAGACUUCUUGGUGGCCUCUGCUUCUCUUCUCCAAGUACAUGCGUGGCCACACAAUUGCGCUCAAUGUUCGCGCCCCAGAAUAUACCGGCCGCACGAACCCGAGUUGGAUCCGCAACACUAUCGAGACGCCCUACCUGGACUGCAGCGCCACGCUCAGCGAAGAUGGUUUCAUUAACCUUGCUGUUACCAAUGUCAACGAGAAGCAGGACUUCGAGGUUGACAUCCCGGGACUGAAGGCCGACAAGGUCGAGGUGCACACCGUGACGGGCGACAACGUUGAUGUGGUCAACACUGAUGGCGUGCAGAACGUUGGUAUCAAGGAAAGUAGCUGGGAUGGGCAGGGCAAGUUCAAAUUUGGCAAGCAUUCCUUCACUCUGCUGAGGUGGAAGGCUUGA